AUGCAAUGGAGGUCAAUAGUGGUUGCUCUCGUCGUGCUCAGACUCGCUGUAAGUUGUCUGCUAUGGCUAGCGUUUGGACUGGGACCAAGCUGGGGAUUCAACUUCCCCCUUAAUUUCAAUUUCCACAAAAUAGAACUGUUUAAGCAAGAUGAUGGGGCAUCCGCAAAGGCCAAUUCCUGGUCACAACGAAUACACGGCCAUAGAGACGCACAAAGCAGGACAUCUUGUGCCAGUAAAGAGGACUCACCUAAGAAGUCUUACCUUAGCCUCUUUGAGGGGGACAGGGACGAGUAUGACAGGAGAUAUAGUUCCUUCCCGGACACACUCAAGUUAAAGAUGAAAGGCAUGGCCAAAGACAUGUUCUACUUUGGAUAUGACAACUACAUGAAAUAUGCCUUUCCUGAGGAUGAGCUGAAUCCCAUUGACUGUCAAGGGAGAGGGCCUGACGUUCUCAACCCGUGAGUCAUAUAUUGCCCGAUAUAGCUAGGCCUAGAACCAGUCUGGUAACACGCUCGUGCAAUUGAUUAUUAGGCUGCGGGUAUGUGUGUGCACGAUAACUUGCUGGAUUGAAUGAUUGAUGUAAUAGGUUGGUAGACUACCCUGUUUUACUAGCUGAAAGGUGUGUCAACUGUCAAUUCAACAUUUCCAUUCUGACUGAUGUCUGGGUGUAAUUUGCAUCGAUCUGUCAUGCAGGACUUGUUAACAGAUCUGGUUAAAUAUCUAAAUAAAUACAGUUACAGUAAGGCUUCUAUUUGCCUGGAGACCAGGCAAGGGUUCUAUUUGCCUUUAUAUACCGGGUAGUUUGGAUACUGUGUGCUGAUUUGGCUAAAACAGCAUUCAGGUGUGUGUAUGUGGGACCAUAUACCAUUGACUUUUAGCCUUUUCACCUUGACAUUCUUUCAAAUCUGAUAACAAAAGGCACAAAGAAAAGGCUCAACUGGGCGAAACUUCAUCUCUCUCUAGCUGAAACGGUCAAUCCAUUUAACUUGUUCAACUUGUGAUCAAGUUGAAUGUGUCCCAUUAUUAAUAACUUGGUGCUUGCAAUAUAGCCUACAUAUACAUGCCCUCGGUUAUUGUCAAGCCUGUUAUCUUUUUCAUUGCUGUUUUUUCAGGUCAAACAUCAACAUCAAUGAUGUUUUGGGAAACUAUUCCCUGACACUCAUUGACACCCUUGACACAUUACUGGUAAGCAGUCUUAUUCUGUAUUCCUGUUUUAUUUCUGUGGGCUUUUAGCGGAAUGGUAGUGCUAAAACGGUUUACUGUCAAGGGUCUUUUCAAUGAUCCUGAUAAUGUUUCUCGUUCCAGGUACUGGGGAAUGUGUCAGAGUUUCACAGAGCUGUGAAGUUGGUGAUAGACACAGUGUCUUUCGACAAGGACUCCACUGUGCAAGUGUUUGAGGCUAACAUCAGGUAUACAUGUAAUUCCUUUCUAAUAUUGAGUUGCCGCUAGCGUUUCAGUAAACCACAAAGAACAUUUUGUCGUCUUUCCAAGUGCCAAAAAAAAGCUAUGCAAGUGUUGUGAUUGUAGAUUAGGUAUUGGUUAAGUGUUGUAUUGUUUAAAGUAGUACAAGGGUAGCUCUUACCUAGUGGUAGGAGCAGAGUUCAAUGCAUUUCUCUGAACCAUAUCUAAAUGCAUAACCAAGGACUACCUUCUAACAUCGCUUGAUGGUUGUCUCAUUCAUUCAUUCUUUGUCCAUCAAGGAUCCUGGGUAGCUUGAUCUCUGCUCACAUCCUCCUGACUGACCCUAAGCAUCCCUUCGGCAACGUGGGUCUGGAGGACUAUGACAAUGAGCUACUGCACCUGGCCCACGACCUGGCGGUACGCCUGCUGCCAGCCUUCGAGAACACCAGCACAGGCAUUCCCUACCCCAGGGUAAGAGGAGAGGAGAGUUGCAUAGUUAAUGGCCUGGGUUCCUAAGCGAUUUGACAGUCCUGGUUUCGUAGACGGGGGAAAUACUAAACAGGGGUGGAGGGAGAUCUAAGACCAUUAAACAACAACAGCGGUCCACUAUGUCUCAUUGACAUUUACUUCACCUGUUGUUUACAAUAUAUUACGAGUACAACUAAGCCCUUUUGAAAUGACUGUAAUGUUCUUCAGUGACUGAUCGCCCUGUCACUUAAUUUCCUCAGGUGAAUCUGAAGAGUGGUGUCCCUCCAGACAGCAUCAAUGAGACUUGCACAGCAGGCGCUGGCUCCCUGCUGGUGGAGUUUGGCAUUCUCAGCCGUCUGAUUGGAGACUCCACGUUUGAGUGGGUGGCCAGACGGGCUGUCCGAGCCCUGUGGAAACUGAGGAGCAAUGAGACGGGCUUGCUAGGUGAGUAGAUAUAUUUUUUGUAGUCUGUUUGUACGUAGAUGUUUGCUCAUGUGUAGCAGCAUCCUUCCCUCUUGUUGUAUAUCAAAUGGUUACCUCUUCUCUUUAACUCUCAGGGAACGUGGUGAACAUCCAAACGGGACAGUGGGUUGGCAAGCAGAGUGGCCUGGGAGCAGGGAUGGACUCCUUCUACGAGUACCUGCUCAAGUCUUACAUCCUGUUUGGAGAGAAAGAGGACUACCGGAUGUUCCAAGCUUCUUAUGAGAGCAUCCAGAUCCACCUGAGAAGAGGGUUAGUCCUAUGUUUGAAUUGACUUGAUAGUAUGUAUGUAUGUAUGUAUGUAUGUGUGUGUGUGUGUGUGCACACAAUGUUCUAUUGAGUGUGUGUUGGUAUAAUGGUAAUGUGGUGGCAUGUUGUUUAGUGUUGAUCUAUGCUCUGUAAAAGUAAUGUGUGUGUGAUGAUGUCGACUGAGAACCUUCUCCCCUGUUGACCUGCAGGAGGGAGUCAUGUAACGAGGGAGAAGGGGACCCUCCACUCUACGUAAAUGUGAACAUGUUCAACGGCCAAAUCAUGAACACCUGGAUCGACUCCCUGCAGGCCUUCUUCCCUGGCCUCCUGGUAGACUCCUCUCUCUCUGGGAAUGGGGAGCCGCACAACCCUGCAUAUGUCCUCAGUCAACAUUGUCCCAAUAAAUGUUGUAUGUUCAUCCUGACAGUGUUAUUACUGUUUGUGAUGAUGAUGUUUUCCCUGUUUUGAUCUCUGACCUUGUGUUGUACACCUCAGGUAUUGAAUGGUGACGUGGAGGAGGCCAUUUGCCUGCAUGCAUUCUACUACGCCAUCUGGAAGCGCUUCGGGGCCCUGCCGGAGAGGUACAACUGGCAGCUACAGGCACCUGACGUGCUCUUCUACCCCCUGAGGCCAGAACUGGUGGAGUCCACCUAUCUCCUGUACCAGGUACCAGUGCUUAACAUUCAUUUGAGACCGUAUUUGAAACACAAUGCUUGUCUGUUUUAUGUUAUGAGCUGCUUUGAGUGAGCUAUUUCAUUUCCCCUCACAGGCAACCAAGAAUCCUUUCUAUUUGCAUGUUGGAAUGGAUAUCCUAGAGAGCCUGGAAAAAAAUGCCAAAGUCAGGUAUGAGUCGGAUCUUGGAAAAACACAACUUUAGGGUGUUUUAGGAUGUCUGGUUCUACUGAUGUUACGCCACACCUGGGUUCCCUAAACUGAUGUGUGUAUUUGACAGGUGUGGGUAUGCCACUCUCCACCACGUGGUGGAGAAGUCCAAAGAGGAUCGCAUGGAGAGCUUCUUCCUCAGCGAGACCUGCAAAUACCUUUACCUGGUAUGUACAUGUACUGUCUGAAAGUACCUUUACCUGGUAUGUUCAUGUACUGUCUGAAAAUACCUUUACCUGGUAUGUACUUGUACUGUCUGAAAAUACCUUUACCUGGUAUGUUCAUGUACUGUCUGAAAAUACCUUUACCUGGUAUGUACCUGUACUGUCUGAAAAUACCUUUACCUGGUAUGUACCUGUACUGUCUGAAAAUACCUUUACCUGGUAUGUACCUGUACUGUCUGAAAAUACCUUUACCUGGUAUGUACAUGUACUGUCUGAAAAUACCUUUACCUGGUAUGUACCUGUACUGUCUGAAAAUACCUUUACCUGGUAUGUACCUGUACUGUCUGAAAAUACCUUUACCUGGUAUGUACCUGUACUGCCUGAAAAUACCUUUACCUGGUAUGUACAUGUACUGUCUGAAAAUACCUUUACCUGGUAUGUACAUGUACUGUACUGCCUGGAAAAUACCUUUACCUGGUACAGUGCCUUGCAAAAGUAUUCAUCCCCUUUGGCGUUUUUCCUAUUUUGUUGCAUUACAACCUGUAAUUUAAAUGGAUUUUUAUUUGGAUUUCAUGUAAUGGACAUACACAAAAUAGUCCAAAUUGGUGAAGUGAAAAAAAUUACUUUUUUCAAAAAAUUAUAAAAAAUAAAUAACAGAAAAGUGGUGCGUGCAUAUGUAUUCACCCCCUUUGCUAUGAAGUCCCUAAAUAAGAUCUGGUGCAACCAAUUACCUUCAGAAGUCACAUAAUUAGUUAGAUUGCACACAGGUGGACUUUAUUUAAGUGUCACAUGAUCUCAGUGUAUAUACACCUGUUCUGAAAGGCCCCAGAUCUGCAACAUCACUAAGCAAGCGGCACCAUGAAGACCAAGGAGCUCUCCAAACAGGUCAGGGACAAAGUUGUGGAGAAGUACAGAUCAGGGUUGGGUUAUAAAAACAUAUCUGAAACUUUGAACAUCCCACAGAGCACCAUUUUAAAUCCGUUAUUAAAAAAUGGAAUGAAUAUGGCACCACAACAAACCUGCCAAGAGGGGGCCGCCCACCAAAACUCACGGACCAGGCAAGGAGGGCAUUAAUCAGAGCGGCAACAAAGAGACUAAUGAUAACCCUGAAGGAGUUGCAAAGCUCCACAGCAGAGAUUGGAGUAUCUGUCUAUAGGACCACUUUAAGCCAUACACUCCACAGAGCUGGGCUUUAUGGAAGAGUGGCCAGAAAAAAGCCAUUGCUUAACACCAUCCCCACAGUGAAGCGUGGUGGCAGCAUGAUGCUGUGGGGAUGUUUUUCAUCGGCAGGGACUGGGAAACAGGUCAGAAUUGAAGGAAUGAUGGAUGGCGCUAAAUACAGGGAAAUUCUUGAGGGAAACCUGUUUCAGUUUUCCAGAGGACAAUGACCCUAAGCAUACUGCUAAAGCAACACUCGAGUGGUUUAAGGGGAAACAUUUAAAUGUCUUAGAAUGGCCUAGUCUAAGCCCAGACCUCAAUCCAAUUGAGAAUCUGUGGUAUGUCUUAAAGAUUGCUGUACACCAGCGGAACCAAUCCAACUUGAAGGAGCUGGAGCAGUUUUGCCUUGAAGAAUGGGCAAAAAAUUGUUAUGCAUGCUCAAGUUUUCAGUUUUUUUGUUUUAUUUCUUCUUUGUUUCACAAUAAAAACUAUUUUGCAUCUUCAAAGUGGUAGGCAUGUUGUGUAAAUCAAAUGAUACAAACACCCCAAAAAUCAAUUUUAAUUCCAGGUUGAAGGCAACAAAAUAGGAAAAAUGCCAAGGGGGGUGAAUACUUUCGCAAGCCACUGUACUGCCUGGAAAAUACCUGUACUGUAUGCCUGCAAAUACCUUUACCUGGAAUGUACUGUACUGUCUGAAAAUACCUUUACCUGGUAUGUACCUGUACUGUACUGUACUGUACUGUCUGAAAAUACCUUUACCUGGUAUGUACCUCUACUGCCUCUUGUCCUGUUGGUCAGAAACCAGAAUGGGCUUUUCUGAGCUAAUAGAACCUGAUUUUCUUCUAGUUAAUCCUAUGACCCUCUCCUUCCAGCUGUUUGAUGACGACAACCCCUUGCACAAAUCCGAGAACAAGUACAUCUUCACCACGGAGGGCCAUGUAGUGCCUAUCGACGAGCGUUUUCGGGAGAAGCAGUGUAACGACCUGUCCCCCUGUGAGAAGGUGGUGACAGACCAGGAAACUUCCAAUGGGCCUUUCUCUAACACUAGCAAUGUAAUGACCUCUGAUAUAUAAAUACAUAUUACAACGACACUGCCUGCAUUAUCAAAUAGAGCAGCUUAAAAUAUACAGUAAUGAAUUACGUACAUUUCUUAAUGCUAAAUAAGCUAAAAUAUGUGAAAUAUGUGGUUAGAUUGCUGAUAGAUGACUUGUGUAUUAUUCUCUGUACAAAUGUUCCACUCUCUGCUUCCUCUCUUCAGUGUGACCGGAUCUCUGAGGAGCGGAGGUAUUCUCUGCCUCUGAAGAGUGUGUACAUGAGACAGAUCGAUCACAUGGUGGGACUGUUUUGA
Coregonus sp. 'balchen' is the source of this 6150-nucleotide messenger RNA. NCBI's taxonomy places the organism in Eukaryota, Metazoa, Chordata, Actinopteri, Salmoniformes, Salmonidae. The record is from the annotation of a GenBank genome assembly.